Messenger RNA from Gordionus sp. m RMFG-2023, 4580 nucleotides. RefSeq names its product RNA-binding protein fusilli-like. Bases 256 to 4224 code for a protein of 1322 amino acids. Gene Ontology annotation, molecular function: mRNA binding. The transcript is spliced from 17 exons. NCBI's taxonomy places the organism in Eukaryota, Metazoa, Nematomorpha, Gordioida, Chordodea, Parachordodidae. The record is from RefSeq and is a predicted model, not a curated record.
CUCAACAUAGGUAAAAAUCUGAUUAUUUUUUUUAAAAAAUUACUUAUUUCAAUACUUAUAUUGAGCAUUCUUCCUUAUGGACCAACAGUCCAAUAUUUUAGGUUUAGGAAUCUGAUUUGGAAUAGCAAAUAAAAUAAUAAAAUUCGAUCAUCAUUCCAAUUUACAAAUCGUUUUUCCCAAAAAAUCACAAAAAAUCAAAAUUAAAAAACAAACAAAACAAACAUACAAAAUUUUCGUUCUCCCAAAAUAAAAAUUAUGAAAAUUUCGGCCAACGAUUGUCACCCGACGUCCAUCAUUAAUUCGAUUAUCGACGACAUGACGGAUUCCAAGAAAACGGGAGCUCUGAACGAGGAACCCCCCACUACAGUUUCUAAAGGAGAAGAAAUUCAGAGCGAAAAGUUUGCUAACAAUCACGUUUACAAGAAGCCAAAGCUUUCCCGAUUCAAAUACUUGGUAGCCCUGAAUUGCCACGUGUUUGGGAAGAAGGACGACGAAUUAGGCAACGAUCAGAGCAAUAUAUCCUACUUAGAAUGCUGUAUCCUGGAAGCCUCUACCGAAAAGAUGAUCGAUUAUUCCAAAUUCUAUUGUGAUCUCAAUCCCUUUGAUUCCAAAUCGGAUAACCAGGAUCUUACAAAGGAUACUAUUCAACCAGAUGUUUGCGAAAAUACCAAUAACGAAAACCCUUCGAUUGCUACUGCCUUUUUAAAGAUGAUCAAAGAGAUGGAUGAUCAUUUAAAAGCCAAACUCGGUCAAAUGACUAUCGAACAUGACAUAUCAUCGGGAGAUGCCAACAUUCGUGAUUUAGGUAAUUCCAGUUCCUUAGAUCCUUUGGUAAAGAUCGAUGUUCUCAAAGGCCACAAUGAGGGCGAGAUGAACGAUCCCUCUCAAGUAAAUUUCGACAGGGAGAUCUUUUGCUUUGUCACCGAAGGACCCUGUACCCUUAGGCAAUGUAUUCACCAAGAGUUUGGUAGAAUUUUGUUAGCUCGGAACGAUUCCAAUCCUAACCAGAAUAGCAAGGAACCGGUAAAAGGAACUGAAUCAAUCGAAACUACCUUUGAUGAGGUUGAGCAUAAAGAGCAAUUAUUAUUAACCAGUUUGCCGCCAUAUUUUUACCGUUACUUAGACGUGCUAAAGAUUGAGAAGACGCGAACGUGGCAAAAUUAUCCCGAAGAGGAGCGUAGCAAUGAGGGAGCUAUUAAUAAAGAGUUGGAUUCCGAUGUUGUAAGUCAACCUAUGAAAAGGCUCGUAGGAAAAAUAAUUUCAUUACUGGAUAAAGGUUACAAUUUCGAUAAUCCGGAAGUGAUCAGCGCUUUCUACGAACCGGGACUGAGCUUAAUCGAAGAUAUUUACCUUUCGAGAGAUACCGUUAUCAGAGCCAGGGGCCUGCCCUGGCAUUCGAUGGAUCAAGAUAUAGCGAAUUUUUUCAAGGGACUCAACAUUUCAAAGGCUGGUAUAGCGUUGUGUCUGAGUCCCAUGGGCAGGAGAAAUGGGGAAGCAUUUAUAAAGUUCCAGGAUCCAGAAAAUCGGGAUCUAGCUCUGAAGAGGCACAAGCAUCACAUGGGCUCCAGAUAUAUUGAAGUUUACAAGGCCAACAUAGACGACUUUCUCAGAGUUUCGGCGGGUGCGAACAACGAAGUGAAAACCUUUUUGUCUACUGGAGCUGAAAUUAUCAUCAGGAUGAGAGGAUUACCCUAUGAUGCUAAUAAUCAAACUAUAAUAAAUUUCUUCGAAGACGAAUCGACUAUUCCGCCAAAUGAUGCUAUCAUUAACGAGGGAGCCGAUGAACACCCAAAAAAUGACCACGAUUCGAGAGAUAUUGUUAUAAACGAGCCAAUAUCGAUGCAUACCAGCAGCGAGGAAGAGAAAUCGUUAGUACCUUCGGGUAUUUAUUUCGUUAAAAAGUUUGACGGAAGAGCCACGGGAGACGCCUUCGUGUUGUUCAACACGGAGAUACAGGGAAAAUUGGCCAUGAAUAAGCAUAGAAAAUGUAUCGGUAAUCGUUACAUAGAGUUGUUUCGUAGCACCGUCUCCGAAGUUCAACAAGUUUCCAGCAGACAAUUUGAACAACGGCUCAGCCAACAAAUACAAUCCCCUCGCAAUGUUAACAGCGGACCCGUCACAAUCAACAAUUACCAGAAUAAUAGUAAGAAUAUUGCUUAUCCGCAUAUGAUUCACGCCGCAAAUAACUCGCUCAAGCAUUAUGCAAUAAACGGAUAUAACACUGGUCCAAACCCGAUAAACCUCAACGAAGGCCGUCAACUCAGUGGAUUAGUGUUUCACAAUCCUCCACCCCACCUAAUGCGGCAGGUAAACCCUUACCCUCUUCCCCUACUCCCAAAUAUUCAUAAUAUUCCUAACCAGCACCUCAUCCAUAAGUACAACUUAGAUAUGAUGCCUAACAAAAUGAUUCCCACGAUGGUUGUCCCGGUAAUAGCUAACGGUUCAGCUAUUCCUAACCGAGUUAUGGAAACUGUGGGAUCAAAUACUACGUUCCCUUUAACUUGCAUUAAUUCGCCCACUUUGCCAUCAUUGGGAACCGACUCUAGAGCACAGCGGCAGUACAUAGGCUUUGGUGAUGGUAGUGAAAUGAAUAAGGAUACUACUCAAUCGAUGAAUAUUUUACCUGAUCUCGCAAAUAAUUCAAAUUUGAUCCCUAACCAUGCUAAUAUCCAGCAGCCAUUUCUCUUGCAGGGACUUAGCAAUUUUGGCAAUAUUCCUUUUGGCUAUAAUAAUGGCGAUCCUAAUAUAUCAAGGCGCCAGGAUAAUGCACGUCCUUCGAAUUUACAGCUGAUGUCCCCAAUGUUCAUACCCGUCGGUUCCUCCGAUAACUUACACAUCCAUCAUCCAGCCGGACUCAACCCCGGAACACCGCUUGCGAACAGUAUGAGCCCGUUGACGCCUAUAGCAACUAGUAUAACACCGCAUCAUGUAUCUCCUAUAUACCAUCUCCCUCUUCUAACUCCUCCUUCUCCUAUGACUUUUCCCAGCUUUAAAUACCCAUCUUCACCUAUCGUUUCAAUACCACUCUCGUCUCCCAUUACUAGGGGAAGCAAAAAGGAUUGCAUUAGGUUGAGGGGGUUGCCUUUCGAGGCUAAGGUCGAACAAAUACUGGAGUUUCUAGGAGAUUUUGCUAAAUUCAUUGUAUUCCAAGGAGUACAUAUGAUAUUCAACCUUCAGGGUCAACCAUCUGGUGAGGCCUUUAUCCAAAUGAAUUCUGAGCACUCGGCUAAAUUAAUAGCCUCUACCUGCCACAACAAGUACAUGCGAUUUGCCAAGAAACAACGUUACAUAGAGGUCUUUCAAUGUUCGGGGGAUGAAAUGAAUGCCAUUCUCUCUGGAUUUUCAAACACCAAAUCUGGAAAUAAUAAUAUAGUUAUAUCCGAAGCCAUUAAACCGAACGAAGAAUACAACAAUUGCAUUACUACGCAAGAAGCCAAUUUAACGUGCAAUUCUUUUUCAAACGAUUGCAACGUAGAUAUGGAUUUGUUGAAUCCCACCGAUUCUAGCAAUAUUCAAACUUCCCUUGUGAGCGGCGAUGAUGCAUCUUCGGGCGGCAAUAUGUUAACUUUCAUUCUUAAUAACGAAUCUUCCCAGGAUUUGAACAGCAACGGUUUUGGGGGCUUAAACGGUGGCACUAUAACUAUCAACGGGGCUGUCUACACGCCCAUUAAUAUACUCAACUAUCCAGGAAAUCCCAUGUUGCUACCCUGUUAUUACCCUUACCCUAGCCCGCCAGAUUCUCCGGAUAGCCAAAAGUUGGAAGAGUCGUUCAUACCUCACGAAAAUAAUAAAGAUGUUCCUAAGAAUAAUAUAUACGAACCUUUCGAGGAUAUCUCGUCGCCAAAAUACUUGAAUGAUAACGUCGACUUUAUGCCCGGCUUUAAAUCUCCCAACUUAGUUUAUCUGACUAACCACGAAACCACGAAUUAUCAAAACUUUAAAGGCAUAGGGUAUAAGGAACCGACCCAGGGUAUUAAUAGAGGAUCUGAAGUCGAAUAUUUCAAACAAUUUCCAAAGCCAGAAGAUUCGCUUCUAAUACCCUUCGAUAUUAAGCCAAGAUACAUACACCCUCAAACAGAACAUAACAAUGCAAAUAAAGUUCCUCCAUUCUUUCAUUUGGACAACGAUAGUAAGUUUAAGGUUCAAAGCAAUGAUCGUUUGAUCUUCAUCAAGAGUGAAAAUGGGGAUUUGCCUAGACAAGAAUUGUUAGUUACUAUGAACUGAUGGUUGAGGCUAAUUCAUCGUCAGUGAUGACUAGCACAAUUUUUUUGAAUAGAUUUUUUUAAAGAAAUAGAUGGCGUUAAAUACUUAUUCUAUCUAUAAAAUAUUCUCUCUCUCUAUCUCUUUUUUUUUUAAAAAAUGCAUAAUUUAUUUUUUUAAAUAUUAAAAAUUUGAUAUUAUUAUGAUGUUUUCUUUUUGAAAUUUUUUAUUUAAAAUAAAUUAUUUUAUUUUCAUAAAUUUAUAUUUUUAAAAUAAAAUGAGUCAUAUAUGUAAUAAUAUUAUAAAAUAUUAGGAGCAAUAGUUUCAUUAUUGAGGUGCUGUUUCUAAAGUGUUCUAUUUAUAAAGAUGGCAAUUUUUUC